This is a messenger RNA of Peronospora matthiolae, 765 nucleotides long. NCBI's taxonomy places the organism in Eukaryota, Oomycota, Peronosporomycetes, Peronosporales, Peronosporaceae. The record is from the annotation of a GenBank genome assembly.
AUGGUCCGACCCUGGUUUUUGCUCGCAGUAGCGACGGCUCUGUUUCCCGCUGUCGUUUAUCCAGUUGGUACUGCUGCCGCUGGUCUUGUGUCGCAUGACGGGGCCGGUUCAGCAAAGGGACUGGGGCAAGCCGCCGUUGGUGCUUGCAACUCGAACAUUGGGGACGACUACGCUGUGGUGAAUCCACUUCAGUGGAACGUGUCGGACAGCUGCAACACGUGCGUCCAGGUCUUUUGCAAUGAAGCUCGGUGUGCAUCGACAGGCCCCGUGGUGCUUCACGUGGUGGACAAGUCUCCCGAUUGUCUGGAAAACGGCUUGGACAUGUCUUCGGAAGCGCUUAAGAAACUGACCGGAAGCAAUGAAGCAGCUCCGUUUACUAUCAGGUGGGGAUUUGUGACGUGCCCUACGACGACCGACAAGAGUAAGCCUGAAACCCCGUACAAGGCCGGGAACGUCGAGCCAGCCAAAGGGUCGACGCAGGCCGUGUCGAUCCUGCAGGAGACCGACCAGAACGUGGACAAGACGUCCAACCACCAGCUCGUGAUUACGAAAUUCGAGUCUACGGACGACGCUAGAUCAUCUGGCACGAGUCCUUACUUCGUGGUGUUUGCGGUUCUGGUCGCUGUGUGCGCUUUCGCUCUGGUCAUGGUUCUUCUAACGGUUAUAAGGAAGAAACGGCGUGGCAAGAGUUCUGUGUGCACGACUCGGUCUUUCGACACGUUUGACUCACCGGCGAACAAGCGACCCAGUAUCGUCAAGUUUUGA